UUAGGUUAUGUUAGACGCACUUUCUUGAAAUUUUGCACGUUUUGCACUGUUUUUGGCGUUUUUGUUAUAAGUCUCGGAAGUCUUUUAGAUCUUUUCGUUUCAAGUCUUUUUCUUUCAAGAACAAAGUUAUUAGUAAGAGUAUUAAAUAUAUUUUCUAUAGUAAUAAUUAAAAUUUAUCGAAGUUUGAUUACUUUGGAAAAGCAACAACGACUUUGAAUAAGGAAUCACGAAGGAAUUUGAAAACUGUUGUUUUAAAAAAUGUUUGAAGCCAGUGGAGAUUUUGAUGAUGAAGAAUUGCAGGAGGAUGAAGAAGAACUUUUAGUUUACGUAGAAUUUCCAAAUUGUGACGAAAAUAGCAUGUUUGGUACGGAGAGACUGAAACUUGAUAUACUUGGAAUUGACACUGAGACACCAAUAAUACAAGUUAAUGGAAAAUUUUUCGAGGGCGUUUAUGAAGAUGCUGUCGGUACUUAUAUGUUUUUCGAAAAGGACAAUACUAUCAGUGUUGACGAUCCUGUUUUUGAAGUUGCACCAACUCUCAGAUAUUUGACGAAAAGUAGAAAAUUGUUAAAAAUGCAGAGAGUAUUCAUUGCACCCAGAACAGAAGUUUUAGGCAAUUCUGUACACAAUGAAUCUUUACCGAAUAUUGAGACGAUAAUAGAGGCUGGAGUUCCUCCCAAGUACCAGGACGAAGCGCUAGCCUUUUGGACAGAUGCGAGAGCUGAAAGAAUCGAUAUAUUAAAUAAUUACAUCGAAAAACAACGAAUUCGUAGGGAGAAAAGAUCACGUGGCAUUAGUCCUGUUUCCGAAUCAGACGAAGAUAAUCCAUUUAUGUUCACAUUACCUCAAAAUAACGGAGAAGAAGAGGAAGAAGAAGAACCCGAUGAAGUACUCGAUGGAGAAGAUAGAUUAAUCGAAGAAGAAGAAGAGGAGGAAAAUCUUUCCGAUUGUAAUCCAGAACUAAACGAAUUUGAACGCUUUGUGGAAAAUUCUGCCGAGCAACCUUCAGAUUAUCAUGAGGAUGAAAUUGAUGAACCCCAACCAUCGACAUCGAGAGAAUUUAAACCGUUUAUCGGUCCUGGAAAAACUGUCACUCGUAAUAAAGGUAUCGUAAAAGUGAAAGGCGCAAGAAAAAAAAAUAUUGACAAAAAUCAAAAGACUGUCGAUAAAAAGAAGCAAUUACAUAAAGAGACUUUAGAAAUGGACCAAACUAAUCAAGAAUUAAUGUACGAAAAUUUCCCCCAAACCGAAAGUGUUAACGAAUCUGAAGUUGAAGAAUUUAUCACCGAUGAAAUUCACACCGAACAUAGUCGAACGAUAAAAAGGGAAUUUACAUCAACAGCCGAUAAAAAAUUACAAAAGAAAGAAAAACGCGAAGCGAAAAUGAAAGAAAUAUCCGAACAGUUGAGAAAGAUGAGCGGAAUUACUCAGGAAGAGGAGGAAGAGGAAGAAGAGGAAAUGAUUAUAUAAGGGAAAACUUCAUAAAAAAAAUCUAUUUUAUUUAAAUAAAAGUACUGCAAGAUGA
Leptopilina heterotoma is the source of this 1525-nucleotide messenger RNA. Its product is annotated as FK506-binding protein 5. Gene Ontology annotation, biological process: transcription by RNA polymerase III. The transcript is spliced from 3 exons. The record is from RefSeq and is a predicted model, not a curated record. NCBI's taxonomy places the organism in Eukaryota, Metazoa, Arthropoda, Insecta, Hymenoptera, Figitidae. Gene Ontology annotation, cellular component: transcription factor TFIIIC complex. Bases 259 to 1470 code for a protein of 403 amino acids.